This is a messenger RNA of Lagopus leucura (white-tailed ptarmigan), 2344 nucleotides long. RefSeq names its product TAFA chemokine like family member 1 (gene TAFA1). Gene Ontology annotation, biological process: regulation of neuroblast proliferation; neuroblast differentiation. Lineage: Eukaryota; Metazoa; Chordata; Aves; Galliformes; Phasianidae. The transcript has 7 exons. Gene Ontology annotation, molecular function: receptor ligand activity. The record is from RefSeq and is a predicted model, not a curated record. The coding region runs from base 184 to 621 and encodes 145 amino acids.
CCUCUUUGCGAGACGCUGAUGGCUCACUGCAGAUUGGAGAAGGCUCCCGGCAUGGCAGCUGUCUGGACAAGCUGCAGGAACAGGCGGGCACAAGACAUAAGAAGCGGAAUCUUUGCCUUCCAAGCAUAGGAACUGUGAAAACUAGGCCUUUUCUUAACAAGGAAGAGUGGUACCUUAAAGAGAAUGGCAGUGGUGUCUGCAAUGUCCUGGGUCCUGUAUUUGUGGAUAAGUGCCUGUGCAAUGCUGCUCUGUCAGGGAUCCCUCCAUCACACUUUCCAGCAGCAUCACCUGCACAGACCAGGAAAGGCUCUGUCUGUGAAUCAGAUUUUCCGGUGGGAAGGAGGAACGUGUGAAGUUAUAGCAGCACACAGAUGCUGUAAUAAGAAUCGAAUUGAGGAAAGAUCACAAACAGUAAAAUGUUCCUGUCUACCUGGGAAAGUGGCUGGGACUACACGAAACAGACCUUCCUGUGUUGAUGCUUCAAUAGUGAUUGGGAAAUGGUGGUGUGAGAUGGAGCCCUGCCUAGAAGGAGAGGAAUGUAAGACAUUGCCUGAUAAUUCUGGAUGGAUGUGUGCGACUGGCAAUAAAAUCAAGACCACCAGAAUCCACCCAAGGACCUAACAGAGCCUGCAUGGAGGCAGUGAAAGCCCAGCUGAUUUAUGAGGACAAAGUAUCGAAAGUUGAAAACCAUCUCAGCAUUUACAAGCCAAAUGGAUUUCUUAUUUGCACUCUGACUGUUUACCAGAUGACAACAGUGGCUUUACUGUGUGAAAGAGAGCAUUCUGCGGAAAUAAUGCCCCUGGUUUUUGACAGAUGAAAAGAAAAACGAAGAAAAAUGGUUCCUUUGCUAAAGUUUCUGAGAUUACAAAGUACAAACAACAGUAUAAGUUUGGAUCUACAAUUUACUUUAUACCAUUUAAAGUAUAUAUAUAGAAAUAUAUAUAUAUUAAUAUAUGAUAUUUUGAAAUAAAAGCCUCACUCUUCAAGAAAUUAAAUAGUACCACACUUUGCUGCAGCUGCUGUAAUUUUUUUUCUUUAUUGUAAUGGUCUGGAAGAUCCCUACCUGUUUCAGAGAGAAACGUGGCAGUGAAGAGGCAAAGCAAACCUGCUGCAGUACAAGGACACCUAAGAGUUACACGGAUCCUACUGAUAUGGCAUCCAGAGCUCCCCGUUCCCUUCGGCAGAAUUUUGAGGGCAUUUCAUUGUUUUACUUUGUGUUCUGGAGGCUUUUCCCCUUGUGCAAUACUAGCAUGCUGGCUUUGCUUCAUAAACAUACUUGAUACUCAAUUGAUAUAUAACAAUGAUAAUUCUAUCCUCUUCCAAGAAAAUAUUUUUAGAGCUGUUAGAUAUUCCGUGGAGAAGAAAUGGACAACUGCUGAGUGAAGUACAGUAUGUAUUAAAAGUUUAUUUGGCAGAGUUUGGUAGACUGUGAGCUCCCUUCUUAUUAAAGAUGUACCGUAUGUACAAUGUCUUCAGACUUUGUAUAGCUCGUAGAGACUACAGUAAAGUCCCAAUAACCAACUCCAAAGCUUUGCGUUGUUGGCUCAAUUCUUUGAAACAACAACAAAGCUCCUUCUUUCUAGACUAACAUGGAAGAGGGUUUUUGCAUAUGGUUUCUCCUCUUAUGAGCCAAUUUGCAGCUGGGCUGAGAUGCCCUUCAGCAGGGACAUGUCAGCAGAGCCAUUUGCCUCUUAGCAGUGAAUGGUCUGAGUUCACAUUUCUAGCUCAGCUAUUGCUGUUCACUGUUCAGCCUGGCCCUUGUGUUGCUGAGGAAAGAUCAAAUCUGAGGGUUCAAACGCUCAAGCCUAGAUCACAUCGCCAGGCACUUCUGUGAGCGGUUCAGUUAGUUUCAGGGGGUUAUUCAUGUGGAAGGCAUCCUGCUGUCACGCAUAAGUCUGCACAGCCCACCCUUCAGCACACCUGAUGCUACCAAAUCAAAGAGGAAUUUAGAAGUGUAGAACUCAUUUUAUCCAGUCCAGGUUCAUUUUUUUAAUAUUUCCAAUUUCCUUUCACCCCACUUACCUAUCUCUCACAGGACCCCUUUGGCCAUGCUAAUCACUUUUAAUCCAAUGCAAAGGAAGUGCUGCACUCACCAACCUAGAGUUGGUCAGAAUUCUCCCACUAACUUUCUUUCUCCUUCGGGGCAACCACUUCAGUCCCCGAUGUUCCAAGAAGCAGAAAUUUGUCACUGUAAUUACACUGCACAUUAAAGCAGCUACAUGACAUGUCACGCAAAACUCCAUGAAGGCUUUCCAUGCUGGUCUUGGCCUGAUGCUCACAGCAGAAAUAGAGACACUUCUUCCAAGCAGUUCUAUUAUCUCACUUUUAAAAACAGAUCAGAAUG